Molecule: messenger RNA, 2033 nt
Organism: Strongylocentrotus purpuratus (purple sea urchin)
Lineage: Eukaryota; Metazoa; Echinodermata; Echinoidea; Camarodonta; Strongylocentrotidae
Product: sushi domain-containing protein 2
Exons: 11
Coding region: 1-1956 (651 amino acids)
Source: RefSeq, a predicted model, not a curated record
AUGACUGCAGAACCCUCAGUUGGUUUUGUAAUGAAUGACGGUACGAUUGUAAAUAACUUCGCCUACGAACAAGAUACCCUGCUGUCAUUGAGCACAGACAGCAACGUCGACGUUAACGGAGUGUAUGCCUACAAGGUUGACGGUUCUUCGGUUAUCGAUCCGGUCUGCAAUCCUGGACCUGGAGCAGAGUUGGUUAUCACACCAGCCCGGUGUGGAAUGAUGGGAGGUGAAAAAAUCUACCUCUACGGACCAUGCUGGGCGGUGGAGGCAGUUCAGACCUGUGUCUUCUCUUAUGGCGGAGAAAUCAUUCAGCAAGUCAACGCUACAGUCAUCAACACCAAUGAAGCCUACUGUGUCCCAGAGCCUUUCUUUCUCGUUGGUGAAGUCACCAUUACGGUGUUAGAGGCAGGCGAUGAGCUCGCAAACUCGCCCUCAACAAUUUACUCCGUCAUUGAAAGUGGGAGAAUCACUCCAACUGUCACUAGGCGAGACUCUGAUACUUCCUCGUGGGACAAGGCCGGAAACUCCCUAGCCAUCAGUUGGGACGUAGAUCAAGAAAGCUUUGGCCCCUCCGACAGCGCCCUCUCAAUAACUGUUCUAGCAUACCGCGAGGACAACCCUGGGCCUCGAUGGGAAAACGUAUACAUGAUAACAAACGGUACUGCAGAUGAUGGCUCGUAUUCGUUCACUCCGACGGCACAGAUGGACGUGACAGAGGCGAAUGCAUUCGGUGUCAUUCGAAUUACCGGGCAGGACAACGGUCGUCAACGUGUUCUCUGGAGUGACAUACACCCUCUUGGCUAUCUAUUGGAACAGUCCUACCAGGACGAUUCUGUCCAGUGGGCCACGGAGAAAUGCAAUGAGUGGAUUACAGCAGACAACGCCAAGGGCGACUUUCUUAAUAACCUACCGGCUUGCCCGUGCACCCUUGACCAGGCUGAGCAGGACGUCGGGACCUUCAUCACUGAUCCAUCAUGCUAUCCAGAGGGCGGAGAAGACACUUGCGCCGAGCACGAAGGAGCCAUAUACUGCUUCUUCAGCGCUUAUGCAAGCCCUAACACAAUGUCUGGAACCAAAUGCUGCUACGAUGCAAACCGUCUAUUGAUGCACUCCGGGGAUACCAUGUAUGCCGGUAUGGCCGGUCGGUCCCAUAUUCGCGGUUCCAAUCCCUACAUGGCGAGGAACCUAGUCCCGGAACUGUCCCAUUGGUCUAAUGACAUCAUCGCCAAACACUUCUGUUGUGGCUGGGCUGGGGAGAAGGAAUGCUUUGACUACAUCACAUUGAGACCUACCACCGAUUGCGCCAUUUACGAACCCCCAAAUAACGCAUUAUCGUUUGGAGAUCCCCAUUUCAUCACGAUGGAUAGGUACAACUAUACAUUUAAUGGUUUAGGCGAAUUCACCCUUCUCCGUUACGCUACAAGUGGGACAAAGACCGGUGCUUCUGACUUUGAGCUUCAAGCAAGGCAGAUAAAGACUAUGGAUAGGAAUGGUCAACAGGUAGACGUUACACAGCUGUCGUCGGUAGCAAUGAAGGACAGCGGCUCGGACAGUAUCUUCGUUGAGGCGAGCGCAACCAGCGGAAUGGACGUCUACAGGAGGAGCAUGGAUGAAAACGGCGAAUGGCAAUCGGUGUACUUCUCACAGCAGACCUUCACCGAUUUACAAGGGUGUGCCGUGGAUGUCACAAGGUUUGAGCGCGAUGUCGAAAUCUACGGUGUGGUCGUCAUGUUUAAAGAAACCGGCAUCGGGGUCUACGUAACCUACGACUAUGGAAUGCUUGCUGUACGACCGAUCCUCCCUUCAAAGUUAAAUAGCGAUCAUCUGUCUGGGUUGCUAGGCAACAUGGAUGGUGACCCUAGCAACGACCUGACGAGCAGAAACAAUAACAACCCUCUUGAUGACCCGACCGAUGAAGAGAUAUUCCAGUUCGGUCAAACAUGUAAGAUUUAUUAGAUUGCAUUCAAUCGAACAAUGGUGUAAUUUAUUGAUCACGAUUUUGAUGGAAACCCUGACAUAAAUGUAUUGAUAUU